Messenger RNA from Oppia nitens, 930 nucleotides. RefSeq lists its product as uncharacterized. Lineage: Eukaryota; Metazoa; Arthropoda; Arachnida; Sarcoptiformes; Oppiidae. The transcript has 2 exons. The record is from RefSeq and is a predicted model, not a curated record. The coding region runs from base 163 to 930 and encodes 255 amino acids.
CGCUAAACAUGUGUUUGUUUGACUCGUUUGAAUGCAUUGAUUGAGCGCUCAAUUGGAUGAUUGCAUUCAAUUUGAAUUAAUAAUACAAACAAAUAAAACAUAUUAUUAUUAUUAUUGAUAUUAUUGUUUACCAUUUGAUUGUCAUCCACGACAUCCACGACAAUGAGUUUCUUUGAUCGGUUGCGCUCUGGAGUCCAACACAUUGAAACCGAAGUUAAACAGUUGCGCGAAAUGGUGGACAACAGAUACCAGCGAUCGGAGGAUCAGCUGACGUCCGACCUAAUGAAGGCCAAGCGGUUUGACCAGAAUGUCCGCAACACUUAUGCCGAAAUAACAUACCUGUAUAACACAAUAAAAGCUUCGGGUCCGCCACUCGCCGAAUCGGCCAAACGUAUAAAUACAUUAAAACAGAUGGUGUUUGAUAUCGAAGACAACUCUGGUAUCAAAGAUUACGGCUAUAAACCGUUUAGCGAGCGCUACUCGCAAGACGAUGACAACGACAAUGACUUGAAAUUAGGAUCGGCUAUCAAUUCGAUACUAACGCCGCCUAAUACCUUGAAUAACAACAAUCGUGAGGCCGACAGCUUUUUGACCGUCGAGUUUACCCCAGGUUUGACCACUAAGCGACCUAAAGGAAUAUCCAGAGUCAAUCAUAAUAACAAUUAUUGUCAUGAAAAUAAUAAUAAUGAGCAACAUCUAAGACAUUCAUUUGUUUCGGGACCGACUAUUGCCAGUAGUCAACCGCGAUUACCCGAUUCGGUAUUGAAUUAUAUUUGUGACAACAAAGUGACACCCGAACAGCCCAUUCAAGCCGUCGACGUGGAAAAGUCGGUCAAAUUGUUGAGAUCCAUUGCCGGCAACAGUACACCGCAGAUGCCGAAGACUAGAGUUAAUAUCAAUUUCCACAAUCAAAUACUUAACAAUUUAUAA